Coffea arabica (coffee) is the source of this 1199-nucleotide messenger RNA. The record is from RefSeq and is a predicted model, not a curated record. Lineage: Eukaryota; Viridiplantae; Streptophyta; Magnoliopsida; Gentianales; Rubiaceae.
UAGAUAACAUGAAAACCAGAAGGAAAGGAAAGAGGCUCGAUCGAGGCCAUUCCUUAAACGUUUCUCUCUUGACCAACCGCCAAGAAUUCUUGCCUUUUCUCCCCCUCAGAGAGAGUAAUUAAAUUGUGGGUUCGCUCCAUUCUUUAGCAUGUUUUUCAUCGUUUCUCUUCUUUUUCUUCCUCAUCUUCUCCGAGCAAAUGCAGAAAACUGCGACUUCUUCCAAGGAAGUUGGGUUUUCGAUGAAUCAUAUCCUAUGUACAACUCCUCCAUUUGUCCCUUCAUAGAGAAAGAAUUCAACUGCCUGAACAAUGGCCGGCCGGACCACCUCUACCUCAAAUACCGGUGGCAACCUCAAGGCUGCGAUUUAGCAAAAUUUGACGGCCGUGCAUUCUUGCAAAAGUUCAGGGGAAAGAGCAUUUUGUUUGCAGGCGAUUCUCUGACCCGUGAUCAGUAUAUGUCCCUGGCCUGCUUGCUCUACACUAGCGUGCCGGGGACAAAUUACAACAUGACAAGAGUAGGCCUAAUCUCCACCUUGAAAUUCUUGGACUAUGGACUCACACUGAUCCUUGAUAGAAAUGCCUUUCUGGUGGAUCUGGUGCCAGAAAAGAUCGGUGUAGUUCUAAAACUAGAUUCAGUUGCAGGAAGUGAAAAGCUAUGGUCAGGUCAUGACCUGCUUGCCUUCAAUACAUGGCAUUGGUGGGGCUACAAAGGAGCUCAACAACCGUGGAAAUAUAUUCAGAUAGGAACAAGGCUCUUGAAAGACAUGGACCGGAUGGUGGCUUUUGAGACCGCACUUGAGACAUGGGCUAAAUGGGUGGACACAAAUGUAGAUCCUGCUAAAACCACCGUUUUCUUUCUUGGAGUUUCUCCAUCCCAUUACAAGGGGAGUGAUUGGAACCAACCUCAAGUGAAAAACUGUGCUGGGCAAACUCGGCCGGUGCCCGGGCCAACAUAUCCAGGAGUAUUGCCACCAGCUUUAGCAGUGCAGAAGAAAGUAUUGAGCGAGAUGAGGGUUCCUGUGAAAUUGCUGGAUAUAACCACCCUUUCUCAAUUCCGUGUAGAUGCACAUCCGUCCUUUUAUGGCGCUGCAACUGCUGCUGCUGACUGCACCCACUGGUGUAUAGCUGGACUGCCUGAUACCUGGAAUCAAUUACUAUAUAAUCUUCUUUAUUGAUAUACAGAAAAGAAAGCAAAAAAAA